Messenger RNA from Artibeus jamaicensis (Jamaican fruit-eating bat), 1475 nucleotides. Its product is annotated as T-cell surface glycoprotein CD1a-like. Gene Ontology annotation, cellular component: external side of plasma membrane. Gene Ontology annotation, molecular function: exogenous lipid antigen binding; lipopeptide binding; endogenous lipid antigen binding. Lineage: Eukaryota; Metazoa; Chordata; Mammalia; Chiroptera; Phyllostomidae. Bases 30 to 1082 code for a protein of 350 amino acids. Gene Ontology annotation, biological process: positive regulation of T cell mediated cytotoxicity; antigen processing and presentation, endogenous lipid antigen via MHC class Ib; immune response. The transcript is spliced from 6 exons. The record is from RefSeq and is a predicted model, not a curated record.
UGAGAGAAAGAAGUAACAUCUGUGCAGUAAUGCUGUUUUUGCAAAUUUCAUUGCUAGCAGUUCUCCUCGGAGGUGGUGACAGUGAAGAUGCCUUCCAGGACCAAAUCUUCAGAAUCAUUGGCACUUUUUCCUUACACAACCGCUCCUGGGCCCACAGUUGGGGCUCUGGCUGGUUGGGUGAGUUGCAGACUUACAGCUGGAACAGCAGCUCUCGUGGUUUCAUUUCCCGGCGGCCUUGGUCUAAUGGCAACUUGAGCAAGAAGGAGGUGACAGAAACAGAAGAGUUACUUGAAGCUAAGCACAAUGAAUUGCUACACUUAUUUCACAAACAUGCCAAUGAAUGGAUGCUUGAAUAUCCCUUUGAGAUACAAUGUACAGUAGGCUGUGAGCUGCACUCUGGAAAACUCAAGCUAGACUUCUGGAGAUUUGCUUAUCAAGGAUCAGAGAUCCUGAGCUUCCAGAACAGUUCAUGGGUGCCAUCUCUACAGGGUGGAACUAGAGCUCAGAAGAUGUGCAAAAUGCUCAACAAGAACAUUAUCUUAAACAAAUUGAUAUACUGGAGGGUCAGCAAAAUAUGUCCACGCUUCCUUUUGGGUGUCCUUGAUGCAGGGAAGGCAGAUCUCCAGAGAAAAGUAAAACCAGAGGCCUGGCUGUCCACUGGCCCCAGUCCUGGUCAUCACCAUCUGUUGCUGGUUUGUCAUGUCUCUGGCUUCUACCCAAAGCCAAUUUCCGUAACGUGGAUGCGAGGUGAACAGGCACAACAGGCCUCUCAACAAAGUGAUAUCUUGCCCAAUGCUGAUGGGACAUGGUAUCUUCGGAGUUACCUGGAUGUGGAAGCCACCAAGACAUCUGGCCUGUCUUGCCGGGUGACACACAGCAGUCUAGAAGGCCAGGACAUCAUCCUCUACUUGGACCGUCCGACCUCCAAGGGCUUGAUCAUCGUGGCAGUGAUGGUACCCCUGGUGCUUCUUCUGAUAGGUCUUGCAUUUUGGCUUAAAAAGCGCUGGAAACACUGCGAACCUCCUCCCACUCUUCAUCCUUUGGAAAGAUUCCAGCAGCCCCGGGACUCAAAACAUACUUAAAACUCAGCAUGGUGAUAAUGUCAUUUCAAUGCUCUUUUGUACAUUUUUUACUAUUUUUUACCUACGUUUAUUCAAGGUUCCAUUAUUAAUAUAAACUAGUCAUUAUUUUGCAGGAUUUGCUUUCUGACCUGGUUCUGAGGUUUUAAAACUCAUAUGUUAACUCUAGAUAAAAUGAGAUCCUAGUAACUUCUACAUAGUGGAAAAUUAAUGAAUCUCAGGCCCAUGUAAGAUGUCACUUCUUGGGGGGGGGGGGCAUUCCCUGAUUCACAAGUGGAAGCAGUGUCUGAACUCCCACCACACUUUGCAGAACACUUUGCCGUGUUUAUACUUUUUAUCCUGUGUUUCAGCUAUGCAGGUCCCUUUCCUUCUAAUUUUUAAAUUCCCUGAGAGCAA